This is a messenger RNA of Capsella rubella, 802 nucleotides long. RefSeq lists its product as uncharacterized. NCBI's taxonomy places the organism in Eukaryota, Viridiplantae, Streptophyta, Magnoliopsida, Brassicales, Brassicaceae. The coding region runs from base 63 to 764 and encodes 233 amino acids. The transcript has 2 exons. The record is from RefSeq and is a predicted model, not a curated record.
AAGGAAUCAUUGUUAGUCCUAAAACAGAGUAUAACAAUUAACAAACCACAAGACACUGAUCCAUGGAUGACUUGUAUUGGCUUCAUCAAGAGAGCUUUGAUGAAAUGAGGCAGAAUCUACAGAACACUCUGUUCGAGCUAGAAACACUGAGAAUGGAAGCGAACGAGAAAUCAAGAACACACAGAGAAGAAGUGAACCAACUUCUCAAUCUCCUCAAACUCACUCAGAAAGAACGAGAUGAAGCUAGACAACAGUUAUCACAGUUCCUCCUCAUCCAAACCCAACAAAAGCAUAAUUCAAGAAGCAUCACUGAAUCAAACAGCUUCUCUCAAGAUGUAUCUACUUCUUCUUCUCCUUCUUCCUCAGAACUCUCCAGCUUCUUCAAUAUCCAUCCUCAGCCACCGUUGAUGAAUCUCGAAGAUCCAACGUCUCAUAAUCAUCAUCAGGUCGAUCCUCUUGACGUUCUUGUGAUGGGGAAAGCCUUUCCAGAAUCGGGGAAGCUUUUGAAAGCGGUGGUUGAAGCUGGACCGCUUCUUCAAACGCUUCUUGUGGCUGGACCGCUGCCCAAAUGGAUAAACCCACCGCCUCAAACGCAAUCGCAGCGUUUUGAGUUACCCCCUGUCUCGUUCAGAGGGUCCGAUGUUAAUAAUAAUAGUAGUUCUGGUUCUCUGACUUGUUCUGGUUCAGUCAAUAGAUUUGAUUUCGGUCCGAGUUCGGUUAUUGAUCAAUCAAUGUUAACCGGAAAGAGGCAGAGAUUAGAGUAGCUAAUUAAUUCUAAGAGCAGUUUUUGUAAGUCGGGUGA